AUGAUGUUCGAGCAUUUGGAGCACAUCGAUGACGACCUGUCCUGGGGUGGUUUGCAAAGUGCUGCCUCAGCAGCAAUCAAGCCACUCAGGCUCCUGAAGACGUGUGUGAUUCUCAGCCCCUUUGCGGUGUCGGCACUGACGCCGCCACACCUGGGCCCCGGUGAGCUAGGACACUCGAGCUUCUACGAGUUGACGAGGACACUGCUGACUCACGCCUGUGCAGCAAGUUUGAGCUACUUGGUCCUGGGCUUCGCGUUCCAAGUGGUGACGAUGGCCGCGCUGCGAAUUUCGCGCCUCCAGCGAUGGAGAACGGCCGAGAAGAUCAUAUACCUGAAUGGGAUCCUUUUUCAAGAGGAACGUGCUGCAGUGUCCGUGAUGUGCGCUUGGGCUGUGAACUUCUCUUGGUGGAGCCCACCUCAGGAUACACGUGUGCUACUGGCGCGGCCCUGUACUUGCAUAUUGCUGCUCCUGUUUUGCAACGCUCUGAAAAAGAUGUUGGAGUUCUCCUUCCUUCGAUCCAAGCUCGCCCUAAACUUCGAGACCGACGUCUUGGUCAAUGCCUUCGAGCGGGCGGCCCUCGAACGCGUGGCAGACUUUGCGUGUUUGGAGACGGCGCCAGCAGAGCUCUUGGAGUUCCUGCAGCAGACCACCGUGCUGCCGAUCUUGCAGGAUCCUCAUGCGUUCGAGAAACUCACCGCCGAACACCUACGCAAAGCCUAUGCGCAAGGUCGUUCCCGGCAAGCGCGCAACUACAGCGGCUCCUUGACCAUUCGCCCAGUGGGACGGAACCUGGAGAUCUUUCGCGCGCUCCAGAACUCCUCGACGACGUUGUUCUUCAUGAAGGUGGAUGGGAAGUUUCGUGAGAUUGAGUCCGCUGCCAAGCUGGUCUACAAGAAGAUCAUUGGAGAGGGUGGUGAGGAAGCAGAUGAGGUGGCGAAGUCCUUCUCCUUGCCUAGCCCCAGUGACAAGGGCGAUGAGCAGCCCGAAGUCGAGACGCCAAACGAAGAUGAGAAGAAGCUCUUGUUCAUGGACCUCGCCAAGAUCAUGCCUCAGGAUGAAGCCGCUCGAACUUGGGAAAUCCUCACCAGCCGCGGAUGUCAGCAAGUUGGUUCAGACGAUUUUGGUUGGGCAGUGAAAGGCGCCUUCGAACGCUUUCACAUGAUCGCAGCCACAGUGAAGGACUUGUCAGCAAUUUGGCUUGUCUUCAGCAAUGUGGUGAGUGCCGUUCAUUUCUUACUUUCUGUGGCCAUCGUGCUUGGCUUUUUCUUCCCGGCCCAGGUGUUGCGGACCGUUUGCCUCAGCAUGUCAACGGUUGCGCUGGGGUUGUCUUUCAUCUUUGGGAACUUGCUCAAGGAGAUUUUCGAAAGCUUGGUGCUUCUGCUAGUGAUUCACCCUUAUGAUGUGGGUGAUCGUAUCCUGCUGGGGGGCAGCUCGACAAUCUACACAGUUCAAAAGAUCAAUAUCCUCACAACCGAAGCGCGAGAUCUGGCGAAUCACUGUGUGUACUUGAAGAACUGCAAGCUCUUUCACGAGGACAUCUUGAACCUGGGGCGUUCCCUGAACGCCGUGGUGGAGAUCCAGAUCGUCUUCCAAAGCUCCGAGCUCUCCACAGAGGUGAUUGCAAGGAUCAACUCCUUUGCUGAGACUUACAUCAGGAAGGAACAAGAGGCGUGGGUUCCGUCCUACCUUCGCUCCUUUUGCAACUUGUCGCACGGCCGUGCCACCUGCGACCUGGCCGGUGGCACCUCCCAUUGCAUUCGCUUGAUGCACCGCCAGCCCUGGCAGAGCAUCCCAGAGAUCCGCCGUGACACCUCCCGCUUCAUGUACAGCCUCAUGGGAGAGUUGAAGCGCUGGGGCAUGGAUUUCCGGAUGACGCCACAGCCGGUCCAUCUGGAGAACUACACUGGAAACCAGGAGCCCCCUCAGCUUUGGCGGAGUCGGACCGCCAGUGGUGUUUUUGCAGAGUCCUGCAGCGUGGGGCCCACCUUCCAGCGAACGCACACCAGUGGUCUCUACGUGGGCUGA
Durusdinium trenchii is the source of this 2025-nucleotide messenger RNA. The record is from the annotation of a GenBank genome assembly. NCBI's taxonomy places the organism in Eukaryota, Dinophyceae, Suessiales, Symbiodiniaceae.